Messenger RNA from Glycine soja, 1888 nucleotides. RefSeq names its product pre-mRNA-splicing factor CWC25 homolog. The record is from RefSeq and is a predicted model, not a curated record. Bases 158 to 1609 code for a protein of 483 amino acids. Gene Ontology annotation, biological process: mRNA splicing, via spliceosome. Gene Ontology annotation, cellular component: U2-type spliceosomal complex. The transcript has 4 exons. NCBI's taxonomy places the organism in Eukaryota, Viridiplantae, Streptophyta, Magnoliopsida, Fabales, Fabaceae.
CAUUGGAAAAAAAAAAUACAACAAGAAACAAACAUGCCCUCCCUUCAUCCUCUUCUCAUCUUCUUUCCUUUGCAACAACUAGUUAGGGUUUUGAGUUUGUGUUGUUGCUUUUAUCCCUGAAAAUCAAAUCAGACUCAGAAAGAGAAAGAGAAAGAAAAUGGCGCUGAAGUUUCUGAACAAGAAGGGAUGGCACACGGGGAGUUUGAGGAACAUAGAGAACGUGUGGAAGGCGGAGCAGAAGCACGAAGCGGAGCAGAAGAAGUUGGAAGAGCUUCGCAAGCAGAUCCAGGAGGAGCGAGAGCGCACCGAAUUUCGUCUUCUUCAGGAGAAAGCUGGCCUCGUUCCGCACCAGGAGAGGUUGGAGUUUCUGUACGAUUCGGGGUUGUCGGUUGGGAAAUCUGCGAAUUCUGAAGGAUUCAAGGCCCUCGAACAGUUACCGAAAUCCGAUGCAACGGAUGCAGCAGGCGCAGGCUCCUCUGCUUCUGCUUCUAAGGAGGGGGCGAGUGUGCUCGGGGCGCUGUUCGAGGAGAAGCCUCAGUCUGCCAAUGAUGCUUGGAGGAAGCUCCAUUCUGACCCCUUGCUCAUGAUCCGCCAGCGCGAGCAGGAAGCGCUUGCCAAGAUAAAAAACAACCCUGUCCAGAUGGCUAUUAUCAAGAAAUCGAUUGAAGGAACUGAAAAUAAGGAGAAAGUUUAUAAAAAGGAAAAGCGGAAGAAGCACUGGUCUAGUAAAUCAAAGCAUAAAAAACAGUCUGAUUCAGAAGAUGACACUACUGAGAGGAGAAAACGAAAGACUGGUAAUGAAGUUUCUGACAAGAAGCAUCAUAAGGCUCAAUCAGAUUCAGAGUAUCAGUCAAGUGAAGGAGAAAUGAGAAGAAGGAAGGAUCGCUAUGAGGACAAAAAAUACAGGGAAAGAUCACCCAGUCACCAACAGAGACAAAGAAAUGGCAAAGACUACAAAGAAGAUGCUGGUGACAGAAAUUAUAACAGGUCCAGGUCAGAAAGGAGUGUCCAAAAGGGUCAAUUGGAUUCAGGGUAUGAAUCAAGUGAAGGAGAAAAGAGAAGGAAGAAUUACUAUGAAGGCAAAAAAUGCAGGGAAAGAUCACCCAAUCACCAACAGAGACAAAGAAAUGGCAGAGACUACAAAGAAGACACUGGUGACAGAAAUUAUAACACUUCUAAGUCAGAAAGAUAUGCUUCAGAAGGUUGGUCCAAUAUAGAUGCCCCUAAAAGCGGGGGUGGACGAAUUUCUGAAGCAAGCUCCAAUAGAUAUUCUGCUUCUUCACCUGAACAUGGAUCACACUAUAAGUGCAGGAACGUGGCUCCUAAGCUUUCAGAAGAAGAGCGGGCUGUUAAACUUAAGCAGAUGCAAUUAGCUGCUGAGUUGCAUGAAGAGCAGAGAUGGAAACGUAUAAAGAAGGCUGAGGAGUCGGAUACAAAGGAAGCAAUUCAGAAUGAUAAUGUUUGUGGCAAGAAUUUUUUGGAUACUGUUCAGAAAAGUGUAUAUGGUGCAGCUGAAGGAGGGAGCACAUCAAUAGCUGAGAGUGUCCGUCGUCGGACAUAUUAUUCUCAAGGCAGGUCUGGCGGUGAAGGCAAUGCAUUUCGGCGAUGAACACUCGGUGGUUUUAUCGCUAAUUGUAGCUCUCUUAGUUGUCGCCAGACCCCUCUUGCAUGUGCUUUCUUCCUUGGACCAAAAAAUGAUUCCUUCCAUGUAUAAUAUGCGAAAAGUUGUUUAAUUUCAAGUAGAUAAUAUAUUAAGAAUUCAUAGUUCAUCCUUCAUGAUUCGAAAUUUCUAUGUUCCUUUGUGAUUUUAAGGUAUUCAUGUCCUGAUGUAAAAUAUUUAAAGGCGUUUGGAAUACAGCAUCAAUAUAGUAUUUUGAAAUUGACCCAA